AUGACUGAGCACAAAAUGCAACAGACGGCUAUAUUGCUCAGCACAUGUAAAAAAUCAAUCCAUAAAAUCCAGCAAUUUGUGAAAUCCUAUAAUGCAAGUAGUGAUUUUGUGAAAAUAGACUCUCGAAUAGAACGGCUUGGUUAUCUAUUCAAUAAGUACAACGAAACUUCUGUUCAAGCUGAGUUGUUCACAGGGGCUGAGUCUAACGUGAAUUUCUCGAAAGAUAGGGAAGAUAUAGAAGAACUUUUCUAUCACAUCCAAGAUGCGCUUAUUCUUCGAAAAGCAUCUCCACCCGAAGAAGAAGAAACUGUCAAGUCUCCACAGUCCAGCAUGUCGAUGGUUAGACUCCCCAAGCUAGAUUUGCCUACGUUCGAUGGCGAUAUGGAAAAUUGGAUUCCGUUUCGCGACUCGUAUAAGAACCUCAUCCACGAUAAGAAGAACCUCGCCUCAGUGGAUAAGUUUCAUUAUUUGUUGGCCGCCUUGAAAGAACCGGUCAAAAAACUCCUCGAUACGAUCAGUGUAACCGAGAAAAAUUACGAUAUCGCAUGGAAUCUACUCGUGUCUAGAUUCGAUAAUAAACGCCUGUUAAUAAAAAAUCAUAUCGCGGCUCUUUUUUCUUUGGAGUCGGUAAAAAGGGAAUCAUCAUCUGCGAUCCUUUCAAUUGUGGAUCAUUUCGAGCGCCACGUCAAGAUCCUAAACACGUUGGGAGAAAAUACUGGGGAAUGGAGUUCACUUUUAGUGCAUCUAGUUUGCAGUCGUCUAGAUAGCAACACGCUGAGGGAAUGGGAACGUAAAACUGCUGGUGAAGUAGAAUCUCCAUCGUACGUCGACCUAAUUGAAUUCCUGAAUGUUACUUUCCCUGAAAGGUGGAUCUACUGUGAUCAACACUAG
Messenger RNA from Uranotaenia lowii, 891 nucleotides. RefSeq lists its product as uncharacterized. The record is from RefSeq and is a predicted model, not a curated record. Lineage: Eukaryota; Metazoa; Arthropoda; Insecta; Diptera; Culicidae. The coding region runs from base 1 to 891 and encodes 296 amino acids. The transcript has a single exon.